Molecule: messenger RNA, 1285 nt
Organism: Scheffersomyces amazonensis
Lineage: Eukaryota; Fungi; Ascomycota; Pichiomycetes; Serinales; Debaryomycetaceae
Gene: APN1
Product: DNA-(apurinic or apyrimidinic site) lyase
Exons: 1
Coding region: 278-1234 (318 amino acids)
Biological process (GO): base-excision repair
Cellular component (GO): mitochondrion; nucleus
Molecular function (GO): DNA binding; DNA-(apurinic or apyrimidinic site) endonuclease activity; phosphoric diester hydrolase activity
Source: RefSeq, a predicted model, not a curated record
UCAUACUAUGGCUCAUUAUCAAUUGAAUUUUUACGCACGGCCCUCCAACGAGCGUACAGGAAUGUCAAUGCUAGAUUGACAGGUACUAAGUUUAUAGAUAAGCCAGUAAUUGUAUAAUGCCUCCAAAAGUGUAUGUAUAACGUCUUUAAUAUGUUGUUUAAUAUUUUUACUAACUAAUAGUAGUAGUAAAGCUGUAACAAAGAGGGUUACUAAAGCCGUAAAGGAAUUCAAGUAUACUCGAGAUGAGUGUGCCUAUAAAUUCGGAGCUCAUGUAGGGAUGUCAGGAGGUAUAUCUAAUGCUGUAUUGAAUGCCAUGGAUAUUGGAGCCAAUAGUUUUGCAUUGUUUUUAAAAUCUCCUCGAAAAUGGGUAUCUCCAGAUAUUAAAGAUGAAGAAGCAGAAAAAUUUCAAACCUUAUGUAAACAAUAUGGUUAUAAUCCAAGAACUGAUAUUCUCCCUCAUGGAUCUUAUUUCAUUAAUUUGGCUAAUCCAGAACCAGAGAAGGAAGAAAAGGCAUAUGGAUCAUUUGUGGAUGAUUUAAAGAGAUGUGAAAAGUUAAAUAUUGGACUCUAUAAUUUCCAUCCUGGAUCGAGUUUAGAUUCGGAUCAUAAAGAAGCAUUAGCUAGAUUAGCUAAAAAUAUUAAUAAAGCCAUUAAGGAAACAUCAUUUGUUAAGAUUGUUAUUGAAAAUAUGGCUGGACAUGGUAAUUUAAUUGGAUCUAAUCUUGAAGAUAUUCGAGAAGUAAUUGAUUUAAUUGAUGAUAAAUCAAGAGUCGGAGUAUGUCUUGAUACAUGUCAUUCAUUUGCAGCAGGAUAUGAUAUUACUACUGCAGAGAAAUUCCAUGAAUUUUUAGAUAAAUUUGAUCAAGUUAUUGGAUCUGAAUAUCUUAGUGCUAUACAUUUAAAUGAUUCUAAAGCUCCAUUAGGAGCAAAUCGAGAUUUACAUCAGAAAUUAGGAUAUGGAUUUUUAGGUUUGGAAGUGUUUAGAGUUAUUGCUAAUACUGAAAGACUUAAAGGUAUACCUAUAGUUUUAGAAACUCCUGUAGAAAAUGAUGAUUCAAUAUAUGGAGAAGAAAUUAAAUUAUUAGAAUGGUUACAAAAUAAGAAAGAAACUGAUAAUGACUUUAUUAACAAAAGAGAUGAACUUUCAAAGAAGGGAGCUAAAGAAAGAGCAGAACAUUUAGAAAAAUUCGAGACCAAACAGGCCAAAACCACUAAAAGGAAGAAGAAGGCAUAGUAUAUAAAGUAUAUUGUAUAAUAACUAUCCUAUAAAAAUAGAUUUAAUACU